Molecule: messenger RNA, 420 nt
Organism: Cynara cardunculus var. scolymus (artichoke)
Lineage: Eukaryota; Viridiplantae; Streptophyta; Magnoliopsida; Asterales; Asteraceae
Product: multifunctional methyltransferase subunit TRM112 homolog A-like
Exons: 2
Coding region: 1-420 (139 amino acids)
Biological process (GO): rRNA (guanine-N7)-methylation; peptidyl-glutamine methylation; tRNA methylation
Molecular function (GO): protein heterodimerization activity
Source: RefSeq, a predicted model, not a curated record
AUGUACAGAGGCACCCUCACGGUGCAUGUACCUUCUUCUUGGACGAACCGUGUACAAAUGCACCCUCAUGAUGAGGCAGAAAGAGUCGUCGAGGGAGUAAUCAAUGGCUUCCUUCUCCUAAUCGAAGCAGAAAGAGUCGUCGAGAAGCAAGUCGAUUUCAAUCCUGAUUUCCUCAAGAACAUGUUCUCCAAGAUCGAUUGGAAAGCCCUAGCUGACGCUUCAAAGACCAUGGGAUACGAUGAACUCCCUGACGAAGUCCCCGAUCCUUCGGUGCUCGAUUCUCAGUUCUUGCAGAAGUUCCACCAUGCACUCCUAGAGCUUCACCUCGAGGAAGGCACGCUCGUUUGCCCGGAGACUGGUCGAAGGUUCCCUGUUAAUAAGGGAAUACCUAAUAUGCUCCUCCAUGAAAAUGAGGUCUGA